AUGUCCCUACAACUUCUUUUUGAUGAUUUGGAUCACCUUGAAAACCAGCAGAAAGGAAAGCAGGUGGCUGGAAAACAAACUGACUUGGAGUUCGCCAUCCGACUCAUGAAAGAGGACAUUUCUGCCGCCCGAACCUCUAUUCAGGAUGGGAUUCUAGCUCUAAGCACGAGUACUGCCGUUGCUACAGAUCAAAAUGUGCUCGCCUCAAUCAGGGAAGACGAAAACCUUGCGGAACAAGAUCGCCGAUAUGCUCUCGCAUUAAGCAACGGGAAUCAUCACGGAUUUGAAAAAUCAACGUCACCUGAAUCGAGAUUCCUAUCGAGAUUCCUAGAUACAAACGAUGACGCCGUGUCUUUUGUCAUGAGCGAUCUAAUGAGUCGCAUUGCUAUCAGCGAAGACGCAUCUAAUGGUGAAAGCUCAUUGCGCCCCACUCGGAUGCACAGUCGGACAAAGAAAUGUGCCUCGUGUCUGGAAGAACUUGAUGACUCUGUUUUUGAAAGCUCUUGUGGUCAUGAGUUCUGUCUUGACUGUGUCAGGCAAAUGUUCCUUGGGGCAAUCAAAGAUGAGGAAUUGUAUCCUCCGCGUUGCUGCGGAGUGGUCAUGGCGCCUGGUAUUGCCUUAAGGGUACUGCAAUACGGGGAGCUGAGUGCUUUUAGUGAGAGGGCCAUCGAAUGGACUGCCAAAGACCGAUUGUACUGCGCGGACGUGACCUGCUCGAAAUUUAUUCCCCCGUUUGCGAUCAAAGAUGAGAUAGCUGUGGCCGAAGCACUCAUUUGA
Molecule: messenger RNA, 777 nt
Organism: Penicillium diatomitis
Lineage: Eukaryota; Fungi; Ascomycota; Eurotiomycetes; Eurotiales; Aspergillaceae
Product: RING-H2 finger protein
Exons: 2
Coding region: 1-777 (258 amino acids)
Molecular function (GO): metal ion binding
Source: RefSeq, a predicted model, not a curated record